Messenger RNA from Micromonas commoda, 1684 nucleotides. RefSeq lists its product with no specific name. The record is from RefSeq and is a predicted model, not a curated record. Lineage: Eukaryota; Viridiplantae; Chlorophyta; Mamiellophyceae; Mamiellales; Mamiellaceae. Gene Ontology annotation, molecular function: protein binding. The annotation marks the transcript as partial. The transcript has a single exon.
AUGCUAGUGAUGCGGAGGCUAACUCGCACUCGCGUCGUCUUCCGUGGAGCGCCUCGGAGAUAUCAACAACUCGUUCGAUUCACUUACGCAGCCUUCGCCUUGGCCGGCCGUCCUCGCUUCUUCUUCUCGGGCUCCGCCUUGGCCGGGGUCCCGCCCUUGAGCGUCACGAUCGUGGCUUCCAACGAUUUGACCUUCUUCUUCAGCUCGUCGAGCUCCUUCUCCGCCGCCUUCAGGUCCUUCGCGGCGGACUGCGGAGCAAUCACCACGGGCGUGGCAAUUUUCUUCGGCCUCCCCGGCGUACCUUUCGGCUUUGGCGUGCCCGCGGCGGAAUUCGGCGUCUUCGGGGGCCUGCCCCGUCCCCUCUUCGGCGUCGGCGUCGCCGCAGGUUUCGCGACGGGCGUGGCUUUCGGGGUCGUCGCGGUCUUCGGGGGGCGUCCCCGGGGUUUCGGGGUGCCGUCGGCGGCGGGGUUCUUGGGCGGCCGGCCCCGGGGCCUCUUGGCGGGGGACGAUAAUUGGGCGGUUCCCGCCUUGCGCUUCUUAUCGGCGGUCUUAUUCAACGUCUUCACGAACGCGCCGAGCGGCGCUUCGUCGUCAUCGGGAAAGGGGACCUUAGCGACCGCGGCCUCGGCCUCCAAGGUCUUCUUGUUCUUGCUUCCUGGAGGGCGUCCCCGCGGCAUUGUUGGUUGGCGCGCGCGGGAUAAUUUGAAUAUAAAUUGUCCUCCUCCCUGUGCGUCACGAGUUAGCUUUCUCGGUUACACGUCGCCGAACUCGAUUGUCGCGUCAAAAUCACGAUCAAGGUUGAAACACAAAGGUGGGUCAAUCUUCAUUUUCACGAUCAAAUCACCGAUCAAAGCUGCCACCAACGGACAUCGAACUUUGUCAUGCAUGUCUGGUCGCUCCGACGCACCGACGGGAGUUGGUUGUUUCCACAGAUUAUCACUCCGCGUCCAUAACACGAUGGCGCCCGAGGAGGACGCCGCGAUGGAGGAUGCGGACCCCGAGAACGUCUCGGGCGCGUCCGAUGACGAUUCAGAUUCCGCAUCCGAGGACGAUUCCGAUUCGGGCUCCGACUCGGACGAAGGCGACGAGGACGUCGCCAUGCCCGACGAGUCCGCCAUGGCCAAAAUCAUGAAGCUGGAGCGCAGGCUCGAGUCGGAUCCGGGCGACUACGGCGCGCACGUACAGCUGUGCGCGUCCCUUCGCGAGUGGCCCAGCCUCCGUCGUCGUCUCAGGGACGCGCGCGAGGCGUUCGCGGAGCGGUUCCCGCUCAACGAGACGCAGUGGCGCGAGUGGAUCUCGGACGAGGUGCGAGCGACGAAGGGGCGGCGGAAGCGCCGGGGCAAGGUGGUGGGCGCCCUCUUCGAACGCGCCGUCGCCGAUUACCAGUCCGUCGCCCUCUGGCUCGGAUACGCGGAGUUCUCCCUCGACCAAGGGUGGGACGUUCCCGCGCGCAGGUCCCUGUACGAGCGCGCGCUGGAGCUCGCCGGACUCCACUUUGUCGACGGGCACAAGAUCUGGGCCGCGUACAGAGCCUUCGAGCUCUCCAAGCUCGAGCUCGACGCGAAGAACGACCCACCCGCCGUCGCGAAGCAGGAGGAGACGGUGCGCGCGUUGCUCCGCAGGCAGCUCGCGGUGCCCCACGCCCAGUUAGACGAGACCCUUGCCGCGUGCGAGCGAUGGGAGG